Synchytrium microbalum is the source of this 3045-nucleotide messenger RNA. RefSeq lists its product as uncharacterized. The record is from RefSeq and is a predicted model, not a curated record. Bases 1 to 3045 code for a protein of 1014 amino acids. Gene Ontology annotation, molecular function: microtubule binding; microtubule motor activity; ATP binding. NCBI's taxonomy places the organism in Eukaryota, Fungi, Chytridiomycota, Chytridiomycetes, Synchytriales, Synchytriaceae. Gene Ontology annotation, biological process: microtubule-based movement. The transcript is spliced from 7 exons.
AUGGCAGGCCAAACUAUCACCGAGGACGAGUCGAACGAUUCAUCAAACACUUCAUCAUCAACAAUCCGAAUCUUUGCUCGUGUAAAACCACCGCGAGCAUCAGCCAAGCAGCAAGAUCAUAACAAGAAAUAUUGGAUUUCUGAUGCUCAAGCAGACGGUGACGAUGUGCAGAACUUGCCACGUAUUGGGUUUCACCUCCCGCGGAAUGAAGCUCAAGGACUGAUCAACCAUUCGAGAGAAAACUAUGAAUUCGCAUUCGACAAAGUAUUUGAUACCAAUACUACUCAAGAGGAAGUCUUUGAUCUAGUUGCAAAAGAUACUGUCUUGAGUGUGCUGGAUGGCUACAACGGAACCAUAUUCGCAUACGGUCAAACAGGUUCAGGAAAAACCUUCACUGUGACUGGAGGUGCCGAGAAAUACUCGGACCGAGGACUGAUACCGCGAACAUUGCAAUUUAUCUUCAAGGAAGCACAGAGAAGAACCGGUGCCCACUACGAAGUCGCUAUCUCAUAUUUGGAAAUAUACAAUGAGAUAGGAUACGACCUGCUAGACAACUCACGAGAUGCUAGUAAAUUGGAAGACCUACCGCGAGUUACUCUUCAAGAAGAUGUGGACGAACGAAUUCAUUUACGCGGAUUGUCGGCUGUAGCUGCCAGCAACGAAGAGGAAGCUCUAAAUCUCUUAUUUGUCGGAGAUACCAACCGAAUGAUUGCAGAAACACCUUCCAAUCCUGCAUCUUCUCGUAGUCAUUGUCUUUUCAUUGUCUCCUUGACUUGCAAGGUCGAAGGUUCAGACAGUAUUCGAAAAAGUAAACUCCAUCUAGUCGAUUUGGCCGGUUCCGAACGAGUUAGUAGAACACACAUAGGAGGCAACCUGCUCAAGGAAGCUAAGUACAUUAACUUGUCGCUGCACUACCUUGAGCAAGUCAUCGUGGCCUUGCAUGAAAAGACGCUUGGGAAAAGAACUCACAUCCCAUACCGUAACUCGAUGAUGACUUCCGUUCUACGUGAUUCGCUGGGAGGUAAUUGUAAGACGUCCAUGGUGGCAACUGUAGCUGUGGAAGAUCCGUUGGUGGAAGAAUCUAUAUCCACCUGUCGAUUCGCUCAAAGAGUAGCUUUGGUUGCCAACAAUGCUCAAGUCAAUGAAGAAGUUGACCCGCAAAUGAUUAUUGCCCGACUGAAACGAGAAAUCGCCAGGCUCAAGGCUGAACUCGCCUUGGCUAAAGGUGGGACGGAUCAAACUGACGAGGAAUUGCCUGUAUAUGAAAAGGAGAGAGUUAAACAGGCGGUAGAUGAUUACUUAGCAGACAGCUCGCCAGAUGCUUCACUUGUUUUUGGUGAUUUCAAACGAAUCCAAGAAGCAUUCAAAAUACUCAAGGCAGGGCAUACGUACACUUUAACUGGCAGUAUCCAUUUUCCUUACCUUUCUGCCUUACAGAAGCUCCUGGCUGAUGCUGCUUUGAAACCAAGAGUUAAAGAUAGUCAAGAACCUGUGCGAACCCAAGUUAUAGAAAAAGUCGUCGAGUCGAAUGAUUCAGUAUCUAGAGUGGAGUCUGAAAAGCUUCGAAUGCUGCUUUCACAUAGAGACAAUGAAAUCAGUGUUUUGGUCGCCACACUGAACGAUUACAAGAGCAAGUUUGGGAUACCCGCAACAUCAAACGCCUUGCAAGCGUUUACACUCCAAUCACGUUCAUCUGCGCCAUCGAUUGUAGAGCAACAAAUUCAAAAACCUUCAACAAUACCAACCACACCAGCAUCAAUACCAUCAACAGCGACAUUCAUUCCUACCACAACAACAACGAUGACGGCCCCAUCGUCGGCAUUGAACGAGACACCAUCUCAAAAGAUAGCAACGCCGGGCACUUCGGAGGACAAGGCUCGUGCACUGGCUAUAUUUUCUCAAAGUUAUCCAUCUGCUUCGUGGAUUGAUGGUGCCAAGUCAACACUCAAGUCCAAAUAUGCAGAAGCAAAAGCGCUUGGAGAGUUUGCUAAUGGUCUAAGGAAUCAGAUUCGAAAGAUCAAGACUGAAAUGGCUGAUGAGACCACCCAGACAUGGUCAGAGUCAGAAUUGCAGAAGCUAAGAGAUCAGCUUUCAGAUAAUGUUUCAAAAUACAAGACUUCGUAUCAAAGUCUCAAGGAUAUGAAGAUGGAAAUCGAGCAUUCUCAACACUUACUCGAGCAAGCAAGACUGAGGUUACAACGUGAUUUCGAACACUGGUAUCUUACGGUGUACUUGCCAACGGAACCACCAUCGCCGGAAACCACCUCAAACAUCGAAAUCAUUCAGCCUGGAGCUUAUAGAGAAGCAGUGUUGACUCGAUUUGACAGCGGGAAAGAUGUCUCGCUACCUUCAGACUAUGCCUCCUUGAAUGUAGUAGUGCCAUCUAGAACAGCAUCGCUAACUGCAACGCCUCCAAGUAUACCGUCGUCAAAGCCAGUUCUUCCAGUCGCAACAUACUCUUCAAACGCAUCUCCAUCCUUACCACCAUCAGCACCAUCACCAGCCUUUAUUCAACACGGGCACUCGCCAAUCACUUCGUUAUCAAGUUUAGCUAGGCAGACGUCAUCAGAUCAGCCACAACGAGACUGGAGAGACACUUCAACUCCCAUACCACCAAGGCUAACAUCACAUGAAUCUUCAAUGUAUACACCUGACAGAUACAAUAUAGGAGAUCGGCCAGGAUAUUUGCCGACACCAAGCAUGUCUGCUCGACCUAGCAGUGCUGGAAGUACAACAAGGUCGUUAGUGCAAUCACCCGGUCCACAUGAAUCGUCAGAGGAAUGGGGCUCAGUACGCUCUGAAUCACCGCAAGGCUUCUCAAGUUAUGGUGGAUCAGCUGGCAAGACAUAUGAUUCAAGUCGAAUGAUGCGUUUGCUGCCGACUCCCACGCCAUCUGUAAUAUCUUCAGACGCAAUGUCACCUAGAUCAUCUGCUUAUGGCAGUGUCACUUCACUAGCUGCGCCACCAACUCUACUAGGAAAAGUUGGUGACGAUAUUCGUGCCUUUUAUAGGACGAGAGAUAAUCUAAUAAAAGGAAACCGCUAG